This is a messenger RNA of Nicrophorus vespilloides, 1220 nucleotides long. RefSeq names its product protein FAM195A. The transcript is spliced from 5 exons. The record is from RefSeq and is a predicted model, not a curated record. The coding region runs from base 313 to 750 and encodes 145 amino acids. Lineage: Eukaryota; Metazoa; Arthropoda; Insecta; Coleoptera; Silphidae.
CACUAAUAUACAUUGAACUAACUGUACAAAAUAUUUUUCAAAAAUGUAAUGUCAUUUAGUUCUGAACAGUUGUACACAAUGUAAUGACAUUGAAAGUCAAUGUCGUCAAUGUCAUAUUCAUAUGACAUUAAGUUUCCUACUCGUGUGUUUAAGAAUGUGCGCGCUCAAGUGAUUACACAACAUAACAUUAAUUUAUAUAAUUGUUAAAGUAAUUCUUUAAGGGUAACAUCUUUCUACAAAUAAAUAAAAGCAGUUGCUUAUUGUAUUAGAAUUUCCAUUCAUCACUUGAGUUUUAUUUAAAUUUAAACUAAAAUGUAUAAUGUGAAAGGUCCAAGUAAAAUAGUUGCUAAAACGCGAAGAGGUCCACCUCAAAAUAUUGAGAACUUUAAAGAGUAUAGAAACAACAAGGGUUUGGAAAAUGAUGAUGAUCUGAUGAAUGGGCCCAAACCAGUCUUUCAAAAUGUGCCAAAGAGAUUUAUGCAUAAUAACAAUAACAACAACCAAUUGGAAUCUCAUGUGGAUAUGCCACAGCAUGGAGAAAUAAUAAAGUUUAUUAAUGACUCUUGGAAUUGUGUAUAUACAGAAGUAAACAACAAUAAUAAAGUUAUAAAUAGUAAAUCAUCAAAUGUUGUGUAUUAUAAGGAUGAGCCUGCAUCUGCAUUACAAAACUUUAAACCAUUUGAUCUAGAAUCUUGGUGGGGCAAAAGGAUAUACACUUGCAUAACCAGCUCUAUUAAUGGAAAUUGUUGAAUACAAAUAUAUAUGGAAGACAAACAUACACAUUAUACUAAUUUUUAUAUAAGAGUAGUAUAGAUUUAUGAAGGCUGAAUGUUCUGUAGUACUGUACAAAACAAAUGGUGAUAGAUGUUAGAAAAAAAACAAAUAUGAGAGAAAUCUGUAUGAGGGUAAAUGAUUGUAUUUUUGUGAUAUUUACUUUAUACUGAUGAGUUGAUGUUUUGUGACUAUAUUUGUGUGACACUCAUGUUGCAAUUGUUUUAUAUUAUUUUGUAUCAUAUCAAUUUAAUCAAUUGCAUUGGUUUCCCUAUUUAUGAACCAUUUGCAGGGUGUUAAAAUAAUUAUUACAAUAUACAUAUUUGUACCUGUGCUAGUCUUAUUUAAGGAAAAAGAAAUUUGUUAGUCCUGUUUAUUUCUUUUUUCAAUUGUGUGUUUAUUUACAUCAUGUUAUUAUUAAAAUAUUUUUACUACCAUACCUUAUUACA